Messenger RNA from Chara braunii, 1106 nucleotides. The record is from the annotation of a GenBank genome assembly. Lineage: Eukaryota; Viridiplantae; Streptophyta; Charophyceae; Charales; Characeae.
AGAGGCCAGUUUGUGCUGGGGUUGCAGGGAAUUUCGAGUUGAGGAGCAGCCGUUGCCUAUGUUUUUCCCACUGCUGUUUAAGGUGCUCGCCUGGGGAGGAUCAGAACUGGAUUCUGCGUUUGAAGAACUGCUGCCUCGUCUGCUUGUUCCGUCAUCUUUCAUUCCUCUGUUUCAUGCUAUCCUCGAUUUACCAGCACUCGUUCUGGCUUUGGAGGAUUUUGAGCGUGGGAGUGGGUACAGACCAGGCAUGGCCCCAGCUGGCACCGUCAAAAGCCCUGCCCCAGAGGCACUGCUUGCACUUAUGGAUGUCGCCUACACAGGGUCAAUAAGUGCAGAUGAUGGCAGUGGUGCUGGGAAUGUCACAGCGGCCGGGAGCCUAGAGGCUCGUAGUGCUUUCUUCACCGAGCUUCUCAGGGAUGAGAACGAAGGCCUUGUUGAACAACACUGGUCUCAUCCGGGAAUGGCAAUAGGACUGAAAGCUGCUGCGAGUCAUUCCAAAUCAGGAAGGCUGAAACAUGCAUGUGAUGUCGCGCCUUCUCUGCUCAUGAUCUAUUUCCAGACAGCGAUCCAGCAUGUUUCACAAGCUUUGCUUUGUGCUCUUCUGCCAAUGAUCUUUGCGCGCAUCGUCACUCUUUUCCCAGAUGAGUCGUUUCGUUCGAAGGUGCAUCACCUGUGCAUAGACACCGUGCUGACAGUGUUUGGACGCAUGCCGGAGCUGAUCUGUGUACUGCGGAAACCGAUAAUAAAUGCCAUUGGACAACCAUACACUUCUGCUGCUAAGGAUUAGAAAGGAUUACAUAGGAUUAGAUACAAUUAGGUAGGAUUUGGAUUAGGAUUAGAUAGAAUUAGGAUUUAGGAUCAUACUGGAUUAUAUCAUUUAUAUUGGAUGAGAUUUUGGAUUGGGUUGGGCUGGUUGAGAUUAGGUAGGAUUGUAUUGAACGGAUACCAAAUUGCAAGGAAUAUGAGUGUGAACCAGCUCCGAUAUCAAAUUGCAAGGAAUAUGAGUGUGAACGAUAUACAGAAAACCAAGUUGCGAAAUCACACAGAUGUCUGAGUAGUCGUGUACAAGCAGAGAGCACAACAGCACCGAGAAUCCAUCCAAAUAG